GCCAAAUAGUGCCGGAGAACGUGGCUGCGAUCGCGAAGAGAACCGGCGCAAGCACAUUCAAAGAGACACCGAUCAGAUCGACCAAAAGGCAUUCCAGUAGCUGCAGGUGCCUUUUACAACUCCCAAGCAGAGGCGCGUCUCCUAACAUGUCUUGAGAAUACCCGCGUGCAACUCAUCCGCCAGAUUAUGAGGUGGGUUGACGAUCCAGUUGCAAAAGGAAUGUGGUGGCUGAAUGGCAUGGCGGGGACAGGGAAGUCCACUAUCAGGGCCUUUCCACUUUUCAUUUCUGCAGACACUGCGUGUCGCUUUGUCGCGGAACCUAAGAUAGAUGAUCCUAAUGCGCGGCUACAGAAAGUGCUAAAAUACAGAAACAAAGCUAAUACAAGUGCAUUAGACAAGACGUACUUGCCAGUCCUAGCGCAGCAGAUCGAUGACCUCUCAUCAGAUGACGAGGGGGAAGUGAUUGAGAAGUUCCGAUAUGUUAUCGGCACUAUUGUUCUUCUUUCUAGACCUCUCUCGGUUGUAGCUCUAAGUGCCAUCCUCGAUGUUCCUCAAAAGAGUAUCAUGGCUAGGCUCGAUUGGCUGCAUGCUGUAUUAGACGCACCUUCAUCUCAAAACAUUCCCGUGCGUAUGUUACACUUAUCCUUUCGAGAUUUCCUAGUCGAUCCCGCAAAUCGCUCUUCGACCCCUUUAUGUAUAGAUGAGAUGCAAUCCCAUAGUGCGAUAGCGCAAAAUUGCAUCCGUAUCAUGAAGGUGAACCUCCGAAGGGAUCUAUGUAACAUGCGGGCUCCAGGAGCUCCGCGGACAGCCAUUCCACAGCAAACGAUAGAGACGUCUCUCCCACCUGAAGUCCAAUAUGCUUGUCAAUAUUGGGUACACUAUUGGAAGGAAAGUAAAGUUCUGUUUAUCGGAAAGUGUGAGCAUGGUAGAUGGUCUCACAAACUUACUUACGAGUUUACUGAUUAUGUGCAGGAGAACAGCCACGAGGUAUCGGUUUUCCUACGAGAUGCGCGGCGAGUUAUCCUUAGCCACCGCGCUGCUGUUGACAAAUGGCCCCUACAAGUUUACGUUUCAGCUCUCGUAUUUGCACCUAAGAACGGUAUUAUCCGAAAGACGUUUGAUGGUGAGCUACCAGCCUGGUUAUUCCCGCUGCCAAUGGUUAAUCUGGAUUGGGAUGCCUGCGCGGCGACGCUCGAGGGGCACGACGACCCGUGA
Messenger RNA from Trichoderma asperellum CBS 433.97, 1215 nucleotides. The record is from RefSeq and is a predicted model, not a curated record. NCBI's taxonomy places the organism in Eukaryota, Fungi, Ascomycota, Sordariomycetes, Hypocreales, Hypocreaceae.